Molecule: messenger RNA, 294 nt
Organism: Procambarus clarkii (red swamp crayfish)
Lineage: Eukaryota; Metazoa; Arthropoda; Malacostraca; Decapoda; Cambaridae
Source: RefSeq, a predicted model, not a curated record
AUGGCCCGACAGUGCCUGCGUCACUCAGGGUGCCAAGAUGGUGAGUGCGGACUGGUGAAGCUAGACAUUAGCAGGCUUGGUGGUGGAGACGACGACUACGACGACGACGGCGACGACGACGACGACGACGACGACUACGACGACGACUACGACGACGACGGCGACGACGACGGCGACGACGACGGCGACGACGACGGCGACGACGACGACGACGACGACGACGACGUCCACUACCACUUCUACCACAGAGUUUACCAAGCACUUAACGCCAUCAAAACAUUAUACAACUUUUGA